Messenger RNA from Pseudopipra pipra, 4244 nucleotides. It is a transcript of the gene MAB21L3, whose product is annotated as mab-21 like 3. The coding region runs from base 2173 to 3219 and encodes 348 amino acids. Lineage: Eukaryota; Metazoa; Chordata; Aves; Passeriformes; Pipridae. The transcript has 5 exons. The record is from RefSeq and is a predicted model, not a curated record.
CGACAUCACCUGGUUUCCAAAGCAGUGGAGGAGGUGCAGAAAAUCAUCCAGCAGCUGACCACAGAAAUCAGCCAUAAGGCCAUACGAUUCCAGGCUAUCUCCAACUCUGGCAUUCACAAUGAGAACAUUAAGGUAUGAACAAGAGCCCUGAUAUACUCUGGCAGCCUGCAGGCAAUCAGUAAAUGAUUUCUCCAUUGUAUGGGCAGGUACCUCACCCAAAACACCACAGACAAUGUGCUGAUGCUUCACUGUGGGAGUUCUAGUGACUGGGUUAUAGAGGCUUACUCUCGUGGACAUCUUACAAUUAGAAGAGUAUCAGAGAGGGAUGGGUAAAUCAGGCAGAGCCUCUUUUUACAGCUGCUGUGUUUACAAAGAGCAUCUGUUGCUAGAGCUGUCAGUCUGCAGCAGAAGGCAAAGUUCUUUGGGAGACAGAAAGAAAAACUUGUACAGCAGUAACAUAAGAAAAAUCCUCAUGCCUCCAUGAGCUAUGACUCAUAUUUUUCACAGGUGGAAAACCUGUCAACUCACUAAAAAAAAAAAAAAAGGAAAAUCAAAAGUCCUUCUGCUAUGAGCAUUAGAAAGCUCCUUCAGAAAAAUGGGAAGUUUUUGUCAUAGAUUGGAAUUUUUUUUUAACUUGGAACAAAUAUGCUUAUUAGUGGGAGAAAUUAAAUGCCUCCCCAUUUUAGACCUUCAAAUAUGAAAAUAAUAAUGCGACAGAUGAAGACUGGUUGUUUUAGUUAUUUCCUAUGGCUAUGUAAUACAAGAGUAAUUAAGAAAGAUAAGAUAAAAGAUAUAAGAAACAAUCACAGCAAUGGCAACUUCUGAUGAAAAUUAUCUUUUUCAUCUAAAUUAGUUUUUACAUACUCUAGCUGUGUCAACCUUAUACUAAAAUGCAGCCAGUUGCAGAUCAAAACACAGCAAACAUGUAAAAGCAUUUUGCAGCUCUCUAGGAUUGAAAGGGAAGAAGUCUGUGUGUACCAAGCUGCUGGAAGGUUAUGGAGGUGGAGGCGAAAUAUAAUCACCCAGUUGGCAAUAUGGCUAUUGUCCUGGGAACAAAGACAUUCAGAUUUAUAGCUUUUCUGGAAUUUCGUGUAUCCCAGGGCACGUGGCCCUGUCAAUAGGUAUGACCACAGUGACGUAAAACCACAUCCUGGUCCACGUGUUCCUUAGUGCCAGAGUCUGCCAACCACCUCUUGUGCUGGAACAAACCUGCUUAGCUAAUGAGGUCUGACAGGACCAGGGUCAGGGAAAAAUUGUUGUUCUGGAAAACAAAGCAGAACAAAACCACCAAGGCAAUCUAUUCUGAGCAGUAAUUUGGAGUUACAGUAGGCUGAUCUGAACAAUUUCUGCUUGGAAGAAAUCCUCAAAAUAUAUUUUCUUAAAAAGUGGCAGAUUUGUUAUUCAUACUUAACUGAACCCAGUGUUAUAAAUCUGUGGAAGUAACACUAGGAGGGCCUGACUAACUUUUGUCCUGUAUAUAUAGGGCAACAAAGAAUGGGUUGAUGAGAAAUUAUUUUGGCUUGGGCUGUCUGCUUUCAAAAAUUGGAAACCUUGAUAUUCUUGCUGACAUAAUUCAACCUAGAGGAGACUUGUGUCAAGGGAAAGUCAGUGUAUUCAUUAUUCUGUGUUUAAAUUUGCAACAUUUUUCUUUCUGUCAGUUAAAUUUGAAGAACUUUUCAGAACUUUCAGCUUCUGGUUGCAGUGACUUUUCUGAACUUUCAGCUUCUGGUUAAAAGGAAUCAAUUUAACAUGGUGAGAGGUCUGGAUUUAUUGAGAAGCCACAAACUUCCUUCUAAAUAUGCAUGGCUAAGAGGAGAAUACAUAAGAAAAGUCUUUAGAUAUUCAGUGUUUCUCUGUAACCCACACAACAAAAAGUCAGUCUUUAGUAAACAACUUGAAUUAAAAUUCACGUGGACAAACCCACAUUAUUUUAAGUAUUUGUUUUAGUUGUGGCCCACCAUUUUUGCAGCUGUCAAUGGUGCAAGGCUGGUGCAAAAGCUGUGGAGGCUUCAAUAAGGCGUAAUGAACAGGUUAGGGUCCAGACUAAUCACUCGUGCAGCACUGCCCAAUGGCAUUGCCAAAUGUUUAACUCUGUAAUCACAAUGGGGGCCAGGGGGGGGGAUUUUCCUUUAAAAAACAGGCUCCAAGGAAGCUUGCAGCUUUGCUCUGUGAAUGAAUGACCUGGCACAUGCUUUCUCUCUGUUCUUCUUGUGUACUUCUUGCUUUCCUUUCUGCUUCUCUCAGGAUCAGCCAGCUUUACUGGCCAAGUGGUCAGCUAUGCUUCGGAGGAAGCGCCCAUUCCACCCAUCUAUCCAGGUCUUAGCACCCAGCCAGUUCCUCAUCACAGUCCCUCUGCGUGGCCUGACUGGGUACAGGGAAUGCCAGGUACGGCACUGGCGUUAUUACACCGUAAAUGGAGCCAAGCUCCUCUCCUCCGUGCGGGACCCUGAGGAAUUGCAUCAAUGGCUAGAGGUGGAGCAGUUCUCAAAAAGCCUUCAGCAGUGGCAUGAAGAGGAUGUGAACAUCGAAGGUGAUCUGGUUCCAGCCAAAGUCCUUAUCGUCUUCCGGGAGCUGGUGGAGAAGUCGAUUAUCUCCUGUAACCUCUCCAGUAAAGUGACGGUGCUGGAGAGCUUCAGCUCAGUGGUCCGGGUGGCUGUGGAGACAUCAGAAUCCCAGGUUGAGGUGGAGCUGGUCCCUGCUGUGGAGAUUCCAACUUGCUGGCCCGAGAAGGCCCGGUGGCCUCGUUGCCUCAAGCGUUGGCCUUCUCAGGAAAAAGUGCGGUGCAUCAAGUCACUGGGUUUCGACCUUUUGGCCCGCUCCAAUUAUCACUGGCAGCUGUGCUUCUCCCGUGCUGAGCGCAUACUCAUGGAAGGACUUGAUGAAGAUGGUGGUUGUCGCAUGAAGUGCUUCAGGGUCAUGAGGCAGAUGAAGGAGGAUGUCUGGUGUGCUGGAAAUAAGCCUGUCAUCACAGCUUAUCACCUUCAGACAGUGCUAUUCUGGACGUGUGAAAAAUACCCACGCACCAAGGAUUGGCGCUGCUUCCCUGAAGCCUUUCUGAGGCUGGUACAGAAGUUGCACAAGUGUGUAAGCCAGCACUUCCUCAAGCAUUACUUUCUCAAGAACACCAAUCUGCUCAAAUAUGCCAACACCAGUGACCUGGACCUGGUGGCCAGCAAGCUUGCAGUCUUCUUGGAGAACCCAGUCUUCUGCCUGGACUGAGGCAGGCAAAGGUCUCCUCACCCCAACCCUGAGCCAAUCCCCCACCUCCUCUCCCCACCAGCAGUUCUUCUUCAUGUCCUUCCAGUAGAUGUUGCAGCUGGCUUUGUAAGACAGUUGGCACAUGCAGCAUGAAAGAGAAGUGUCAAGCUGGCAGCAGUGGGCGGUGAAAACUGAUGGAAGGUAUCGCUUGAUGCCCAGCUGAUCUAAUUUGCUUUCAACUGUGACAGCCUGCCUGGAAGCUACAACCAGUGAAACCCAACUUCGUGUCAGUCAGAACAGGCAACUGCCUUGUUCUCUGACUCUAGUCUUGUGGCACUUAAGCAGAAAGCAGUGCAAAGGAGUCUCGCUCUGCUGCCUAUCGCCUCUGUAAUUUAGCACGUGUAUUGUUGCUGCAAUUGCCUUCCUCACAAGGACAGCGGGUUUAAUUGCCUGCUUGCCUCACAGGCCAGCACUGCAGAAGAACACAGGAACAUUUCUGAGGUGUCCAAAGCUGGAAGCUUUCUUGGAGGCACUUUGAAGUCUCCAUCUCCAAUUCGAUGGGACCCUGCUCCAGUAAGAAGACAACCAUGCUGCUAGUGUUGAAUAGCUCAACAAAAGCAAGAGGAGGAACAGUGGGGUUUUGCCUCCUCUUCAUUUUUCUCUCCUGCACUUACAUUUUUCUUCCAAUUGCUUCAAAUAUGUUUUCUUCUUGUUUGCCUUUGCCAGUUGUGUUAGUGCCAUACAACCACGAGGCUUUGCCAGAGCAGAUUUCACUCCCAUUCCUGACUCUAUCCAGCAGGCUGGAGGAGGAGCAGGUCUUUCCCUAGUUUUUAGCAUCCAUGUAUUUUUUGGGUGCCAUACAGAAGGAGAAUAUUUUUCAAAGGCUGCUAGCUCCAACUCCCCCCCCACCCCCCCCCCCCCAGUGCUUUUAAUAUUAUGGAUGUUUAGAAAGAAAAUCAAUUUAAAUCUUUCAAAAGAACAGAGUUGUAGAAUGAGUGUAAAGACUGCUGGUUUUAAUGUUAUUAAAUCAGUGAAACUAAACCAAA